UCGAGGCCAUAGACAGACAACUACUUAUUGUUGCAAAGCCAUACGUACGGCUCUGGACUCUGAGUCUUCAUAUACGGCUCUGGACAACUGAGUCGUUCAGCUGUAUGAAACGAUUAUGAAACUCAGGAGUUUGUUAUUUCUUGUAGCUUCAGGCGUCGUAUUUCUACUUCUUUUGUGGACAGUAUCUCGACGACAUGAUUUAAUAUUAAGAGAUGACGGUCACAAGACUUCUCGUAUUUCUUCAAGACAAGAAGUGUUGACGAGUUAUCAGGUACGUUCGACAAAAGUAACUGUUUCAGCAAACUCGAGUCUGACAAAGACAAGAAAGACUCCUGAUAGAGAGAAACAGGAACGGCAAUUAGAGAAGACGAUAUCGAUCCAAGACACAACACAGCAGAGAGAUGUAGAGACGAAAUCAGAUAAGGCGAGCGAAACGAUGCCACAUAGUUGGGGCGUGGUCAAGAAGCCAUUUCCCAUUGUGAGUAAGCACGAAGAAAAACAGAACAACACGACAUUACAAAGGAAUGGAGCAAUUGUUGGGAAAAACCCUUUGACUCGUUCAGACAACAAGCCUACUGAUAAGAGAGCAGAUUCAACUUGCCACUCCAAUGCACAGAUGAAGAAGAAGUCGUCUUGGUUUACCAGCAAAAUGAAUACACAAAUACCAGUGUUUCUCAACAGAGUAAAUAGUACAGUCACUGUUGAGGCAAAACGGUGGUGGUUGGCUAAUAUGGGUCAAAGAGAUACUGGAAUGGACGACAUUAUAGCUAAGCUACUCAAAGUUAUUCCAGGCAGAAGCUCACUCCGUGGAGGUGAUACGACAUGCAUCUCGUGUGCCAUUGUUGGCAGCGCCGGUAACCUUCGUGGAUCGAAGUAUGGAACUCUCAUAGACUCACAAGAUGUAAUCAUAAGGUCGAACACUUCUCCACUAAAAGGCUAUGAAGAAGACGUAGGGAGACGCACGACACACCAGAUUAUUUAUCCUGAGAGUGCUGAUAGUUAUCAUCCUGGUGCAGCUAUUAUAUUUCUUCCAUUCAAGCAAGUCGACUUUAGAUGGCUCACUAGCAUAUAUACAACAAAAAAUUUCAAUACAGGAUUCUGGAGACCUGUGCCAAAAUCAUUGCCUAAUACAGUGCCAGAAGAUACAUAUAUCAUUCACCCAGACUUCUUGCAUUAUGUCCAAAAAAACUGGAUGAGUGGUUCUGGUAAUAAAUGGCCGUCUGCGGGGACUGUAUCUCUUAGUAUCGGACUUCAUCUCUGUGAUGAGCUCCAUGUUAUGGGAUUUGGCGUGAAUAAGUUCGGUCUAUGGGAUCAUUACUAUGACAGGGAGGUGCAUGUCCCUCAGCUUAAAGUCUCAUCUUUGAAUCACCCAGUCGGGUUGGAAGAAGCUCUAAGAAACAAGUUAAAAGCUGACAAUGUGAUAACACUGUAUCCAGGAAAAACAUAACAUAAACAUAAUCACAAAGGAUUCACUCUUAUCCCUAAAUAGGCAGACGCUUUAUUGAUAGAAUAAACAACAUAAAUGUAGAAUCA
Messenger RNA from Corticium candelabrum, 1533 nucleotides. Its product is annotated as CMP-N-acetylneuraminate-beta-galactosamide-alpha-2,3-sialyltransferase 1-like. The record is from RefSeq and is a predicted model, not a curated record. Gene Ontology annotation, biological process: sialylation. Gene Ontology annotation, cellular component: membrane. Bases 116 to 1447 code for a protein of 443 amino acids. The transcript has 6 exons. Gene Ontology annotation, molecular function: beta-galactoside (CMP) alpha-2,3-sialyltransferase activity. NCBI's taxonomy places the organism in Eukaryota, Metazoa, Porifera, Homoscleromorpha, Homosclerophorida, Plakinidae.